CACCAGUCUAACAAUGAGAUUUACAAUCCUAAUUCUAGUCUACUUCUUGAUUGCCUUCGCAAAGUCACAGCUUGCCGAUAUUGACUACACUGGUGAUGAAACGGGACACACUGCGCAUGGAACAUUUGAACAUGAGCGCCUUAAUCACCCAGGUCUAACGGACACUACUGGACAAGUUGCCAUGAGCGCGGGUGGUGCUGCAAGGCCACCAAAUGCCAAUCUUGCAGCUUAAAACAAUUUGAUGUGCUUGUAUAUUAUAUUGCAUCCUCACCUUUCCUCUUUGCUCUUAUGUAAACAAUUUCUGAUUAAAUUUUUGACUCCC
Messenger RNA from Cylicocyclus nassatus, 322 nucleotides. The record is from the annotation of a GenBank genome assembly. NCBI's taxonomy places the organism in Eukaryota, Metazoa, Nematoda, Chromadorea, Rhabditida, Strongylidae.